Molecule: messenger RNA, 975 nt
Organism: Suillus clintonianus
Lineage: Eukaryota; Fungi; Basidiomycota; Agaricomycetes; Boletales; Suillaceae
Exons: 10
Coding region: 334-975 (213 amino acids)
Source: RefSeq, a predicted model, not a curated record
GACUUACGAAGUUGACCGACUAACAAAUUGGGGAAAUUGAGUUUGAUGAUGGGCCACAAGAAGCUAUACCAUACACCGCGUAUCUGAGGGUAAUACGCCGUCCGCGGCAGGCCUCGCCCGUGCUCGUGCUGAUGCAUUGAACAGUGUGCGAACGUCACUUUUCUUUCCAAGGGAAAUCAAAUCCGAGGUAUCGAUCAGGUUCAGAUCAAUGCGAAUUCUAUCCUAUGGAGAGACCUAUAAAUAUGUGCCUCUCAAGCAAAGGGAACGCUGCUAGCCCACUUAGCAGGCCGAACGAAUACAGUCGUUCCUUCAACUUAGCCCCGGCGAGUCAGGAUGGGUGACUGUGCGGAUCUCAUGGGACGCCAAACUGUCGCAGUACGUACCCGCAUCAUCUUCGCAUCCAUAGCAGUUUUGCUUUUUGAUAUUUGCAUCACUUUCGACUCGGAGGUUGAUUCGCUGGACAUGGGGGAGAAAGUGGGGGAUCGUGAGGAUAGCCUUUGUUAUCUCUCGCUAUAUACCAAUUGCAAGCGCUGCUAUGUGUAUAAAUUACGCCCUCGAGUCAACUCGCGGAGGAAUUGUAUACUCAUCUUGGGUACUGCUGCUGCUGAGGGUCAGUGUCAACUUCAAGUUGCUUUCCUCUACGUAACGUUUUUCAAGUCCUACUCGUGGCAAGGACCCACGCGUUUUGUGGAGGUCAUAAUAGCAGCUACGCUAACGAUUGCAAAUGUCGUUGCGAGUAAAUCCGGACAUCCUGCGUGUGGUAUAUUUAAGGGACAACGAAACGCAGGCAUCAUUUAUGGUUUGCAGAUGAUAUUUGAGCUUGUAUUAAUGUCCCUGACACUAUACAAACGCUUCAAAUUUUACCGACUGGAGAAGAGUCCAUUGGUUGUUACUAUCUAUCGGGAUGGCGUGAUUUACAUGAUGUGCAUUGUUCGAACAUUCGAGUCUUUACUUUUGCAGUCGUCUCGGUGGUGA